GGCGGCGCCGUCUGGCUCGGUUGGGCCGGGGCGGGAGCGCGGCGCGGGACGGCAGGGCCCGCGGGCUGCCGACGGCGGCCUAGGUGGCCGGCAGGUUUAAUUUUUGGACCUGUCUGCAAAUGAUCCACGUAUUUAUCUAUAGAUGAUCUAUAUACUUACACUGUGUAAAACAUUUAUAUAGUUCCAGAAUCAAAGCUGCAUUACUAAGAGUACUUAGGAUUUCACGUAUUUUUGCUGAACUUAUUUAAAAAAAGGCGCUUGGGAUGAUGGAUUAACAAGAACAUUGAAAUUCUGUGAAAACUUUCAAAUUGGAGCAUACUGAAUUUUCACCCUAGUCCAGCAGCUCUGCUGCUCACUUAAAUACAGAUGAAUGAAGACCCCAUUCGGGAAGACACCUGGCCAGCGGUCCAGAGCUGAUGCAGGCCAUGCUGGUGUAUCUGCAAGCAUGAUGAAGAAACGGACAUCCCACAAAAAACAUCGGAGCAGUGUGGGGCCGAGCAAACCUGUUUCCCAGCCCCGGCGGAACAUCGUAGGCUGCAGGAUUCAGCAUGGGUGGAAAGAGGGGAAUGGCCCCAUCACCCAGUGGAAAGGAACCGUUCUGGACCAGGUGCCUGUAAAUCCUUCUUUGUAUCUUAUAAAAUACGAUGGAUUUGACUGUGUUUAUGGACUAGAACUUAAUAAAGAUGAAAGAGUUUCUGCGCUUGAAGUCCUCCCUGAUAGAGUUGUAUUGGAAACAAGAUGGGAAAGGCCUUUGCUUUCAUCACUGUGCAGUCUAAAAGCAACAACAUCUCGAAUCAGUGAUGCACACCUAGCCGACACAAUGAUUGGCAAAGCAGUGGAACACAUGUUUGAGACCGAGGAUGGCUCUAAAGACGAGUGGAGGGGAAUGGUCUUAGCACGCGCCCCUAUAAUGAACACAUGGUUUUACAUCACCUAUGAAAAAGAUCCUGUCUUGUACAUGUACCAGCUCUUAGAUGAUUAUAAAGAAGGCGACCUUCGCAUUAUGCCCGAUUCUAAUGAUUCACCUCCAGCAGAAAGGGAACCAGGAGAAGUUGUGGACAGCCUGGUAGGCAAACAAGUGGAAUAUGCCAAAGAAGAUGGCUCUAAAAGGACUGGCAUGGUCAUUCAUCAAGUAGAAGCCAAACCGUCUGUCUAUUUCAUCAAGUUUGAUGAUGAUUUCCAUAUUUAUGUCUACGAUUUGGUGAAAACAUCCUAGAUGUCAUCACGAACUUUGCCAAAUUUGUGGAACUCUUAAAUGUAUAAUUUGUAGACAUAAAGACUUGAUUGCUUUCCAG
This is a messenger RNA of Lagenorhynchus albirostris (white-beaked dolphin), 1295 nucleotides long. RefSeq names its product spindlin 1 (gene SPIN1). Lineage: Eukaryota; Metazoa; Chordata; Mammalia; Artiodactyla; Delphinidae. The transcript has 9 exons. The record is from RefSeq and is a predicted model, not a curated record. Gene Ontology annotation, biological process: regulation of DNA-templated transcription; gamete generation. Gene Ontology annotation, cellular component: cytosol; nucleoplasm. Bases 371 to 1216 code for a protein of 281 amino acids.